Molecule: messenger RNA, 561 nt
Organism: Cucumis melo (muskmelon)
Lineage: Eukaryota; Viridiplantae; Streptophyta; Magnoliopsida; Cucurbitales; Cucurbitaceae
Exons: 4
Coding region: 1-561 (186 amino acids)
Molecular function (GO): oxidoreductase activity
Source: RefSeq, a predicted model, not a curated record
AUGAGCGUCCGAUUUUGCGGAUUUGGAAACCCGAAUAUGAUCGUAAGCAAAGAAGGUGCUCGAAUUCGUAAUGUUCACGCCAUGUAUAUUGAGUGGUCUUUGAGCCUGGGCUUUUUCACAGCCCGACCUAUUGAAGCCCACGCCACGGGGGAGGCAUUAGCAGAAGCUUUAGAGAGUGGACUUGUGAAGAGGGAAGAACUUUUCAUUACCUCAAAGGAUGAGGAUGGGAUGUUAGACAUUGACACAACCAUGUCUUUAGAAACCACUUGGCAUGCCAUGGAUGAUCUAGCUUCUACUGGUUUAGUUCGUAGCAUCGGUAUAUAUCAGGAACUCGCGAAGAAAUAUGAGAGGAGUCCAGCUCAAAUUUCCCUAAGGUGGAGAAUUCAAAAGGACACUGUCGAUAUACCAAAGACUUCGAAAUUGAAGAGAUUGGAAGAGAAUUUGCAAGUUUUUGAUUUUGAGCUUGAAGAGGAAGAUAUGGAUCUCAUACAAAAUAUUGACAAGAAAUAUAGAACCAAUCUCGUAUCAACGUUGGCUUGGGACAUAAAUAUAUAUGCUUAA